Molecule: messenger RNA, 1212 nt
Organism: Diversispora eburnea
Lineage: Eukaryota; Fungi; Glomeromycota; Glomeromycetes; Diversisporales; Diversisporaceae
Source: the annotation of a GenBank genome assembly
AUGAUUUCCUCUAACAUGUUUCUAUCCAAUAAACAGAUUCCAAUUUAUUUCGGAGAAAAAAAUUAUUCUCCUGUUUUACCUUCACCACCACCUUCACCGCCUUUUCAAAUUAGUGAUGCUCUUGCUAUAUCUCAACCUUCUUCACCAUCAACAUCUUAUGAGCCACUUAAUACUUCUUCAUUAAAACAAAGCAGAUAUAGAAUGCGUUUAUCUGAUGCUCCAUCUGAACUUUUGGAAUACAUAGAAAUAUCAAAAUCAAUACUUUCACCAACCAAAAGUCUUUCCUCUGAUUUGAUCAGAUUUUCUUUGAAAAGUUAUAAAUCAUCUACAUAUGAACAAAACAAUAAUUUAUUCAAUACUGCAAUGAACAUUAGUACUGAAGAUACUUCUAAUCAAAAACUUGUCUCUGGUAGACAUCGAAACGUUCGCAAAAAUCCAUAUCCUAUUCGUUCUCCUUCAAUUACUUCUCCUAACUUGACGGAUCCAAUGAACAUCUUACGUGGCAACAACAGUGAUAAUGAUGAUUUUGAAUUUAAAUUAUCUUUAAUCAGCGAUAAUUCUUCUGUCUCAUCUCCUUCCGAAUCACAACUUUCUUGUGCAUCUAGUCCUUCAACUCCUCCUUCUAUAGAUGAUUUGAGAGAUUCUAUUCACGAGUCAACAACAAUUCCAAUUUGUCGAUCAUAUCAGAAGAAACAACAACGUACCAAACAAGUUGUUUCUAAACGUUUGGGUGCAUCUUCUCCUCAUCGCAAACGAAAAGGAAACAGUUUGGCUAGAGUAAUGGCAGAUCGUGGACUUUUAGAAUCAGUUUUUAAUUCCAAUAUUACUUCUAACGAUAUAAAGUCAGUUCGUAUACCACCACCACCACCUAUGCAAUUCGAUGAAUUAAUUACUAACAUCAAAGCUCUUGACCUUGACACCAAAGUCUUGGAUACAAUUGAUUCAGCCAUUACGUGGAAAGGACAGCCUCUAUCAAUCUCUCAUUUACCACAUUACGAUUCUCUUCAUCCAGCAGAAGCUCAAGUAGUUUCAGUUCUACGUCUCACCCCUGUUCAAUAUUUAACAGGAAAACAUACACUUAUCUCUGCUGCUCAAAGAUAUAAUCAACGAAAUUUACCAUUUAAAAAGAGCGAUGCUCAAAAGUUGUUACGUAUCGAUGUUAACAAGGCCAGUAAACUCUGGGAAUUUUUCCGACAAGUUCGCUGGAUCUGA